Molecule: messenger RNA, 170 nt
Organism: Funneliformis caledonium
Lineage: Eukaryota; Fungi; Glomeromycota; Glomeromycetes; Glomerales; Glomeraceae
Source: the annotation of a GenBank genome assembly
AAGAACAUUGGAUAGAACCUUAUUUCAUAUAUGAAGUACAAGGCAAAAAUUGCAAGUUAAGGAAUAUGGAUGAAAGAUUGGUUAAAGAUGCCACUUUUCCUAGGUUUAAAAUUCAAGAAGAAAAUUCAAAAAUGGUUACUUUAUAUGAUCUUAUAAGUCUUGACAUUUAG